UCUUCUUUGACGACCCACGUUUCUUCCAACGGAAAACUUCGUAACGACCCCAAGUACUGCAUACAGAACACCAUGCGUUACUCUGCGCUUGCCUCUGCCAUCCUACUGGCGGCGACGACAGCUCCCGCACUUGCUCGCCCAGUCACCAUUCGCUCGACUGAGGAUGCCUCGCUAUUCCAGCGGGAGUUUCAAGACGAACUCGUGGAGCGCGGCUACUACUACGACGACCUUGUCGCUCGGAGCCGGGGGAGCCCCCUCCCCCGCCCCCUCCGCCAAACACGCCGGCGGGAUCCCCAAAGCCGAAACCGAAGCCUCUGCCUCUGCCGAAGAAGAUGCGGGCGGGGAACUGGCAUCGGGGCCGGAGCGACUAUGAGUGGUCCGCCCGAGAGUACGACUUGGACGGCGAGCUGUUCGAGCGCGGCUACUACGACGACCUUGUCGCUCGGAGCCGUGGGAGUCCCCUCCGCCCCCUCCGCCUCCGCCAAACACGCCGGCGGGAUCCCCGAAGCCGAAACCGAACCCUCUGCCGAAGCCGAAGAGAUGCGGGCGGGGAACUGGCAUCGGGGCCGGAGCGACUAUGAGUGGUCCGCCCGAGAGUACGACUUGGACGGCGAGCUGUUCGAGCGCGGCUACUACGACGACCUUGUCGCUCGGAGCCGUGGGAGUCCCCUCCGCCCCCUCCGCCUCCGCCAAACACGCCGGCGGGAUCCCCGAAGCCGAAACCGAACCCUCUGCCGAAGCCGAAGAAGAUGCGGGCGGGGAACUGGCAUCGGGGCCGGAGCGACUAUGAGUGGUCCGCCCGAGAGGACGACUUGGACGGCGAGCUGUUCGAGCGCGGCUUGGAGAUAGAUGAGCUCGACUGAGCGGAUGUAGCGCGAUGGGCAGCCGUUACGUUGUAUUCCUAAACUGUUGUACGCAUCGUGAC
This is a messenger RNA of Fomitopsis serialis, 925 nucleotides long. RefSeq lists its product as uncharacterized. The transcript is spliced from 2 exons. The record is from RefSeq and is a predicted model, not a curated record. The coding region runs from base 73 to 849 and encodes 258 amino acids. NCBI's taxonomy places the organism in Eukaryota, Fungi, Basidiomycota, Agaricomycetes, Polyporales, Fomitopsidaceae.